Vespula pensylvanica (western yellowjacket) is the source of this 5791-nucleotide messenger RNA. RefSeq lists its product as uncharacterized. NCBI's taxonomy places the organism in Eukaryota, Metazoa, Arthropoda, Insecta, Hymenoptera, Vespidae. The transcript has 16 exons. The coding region runs from base 415 to 4239 and encodes 1274 amino acids. The record is from RefSeq and is a predicted model, not a curated record.
UCGUAUAUCGUACGUACGUUCGUUCGUUCGUUCGUACGUUCGUUCGUUCAGACGUCAAUCCUUUUUCGCGAACACGUUUCGAAGGAUCAAUCCUGUGCGUUUGAUUAAUUGAAGGAUUUCUUAUAAUCUUCGAUCAUCCAUCGAACGAGCCAUCAAAAAAGAACGUUCGCCGGUUCUUUCGAAGAAAAAUUGCACGUACGUCACAACUAGAGAGAGAAAAAAAAAGAAAGGGCUUUUUUUCUGCAAGACAACAGACAGGAUCGAGGGACGAGCAAUAUAUCGAAGACAGGACCAAAGACGCAGAAAUUAAGCCUGGUAUGAUAAAUGGUGGCGACCAGCAGUAUGGUGUAUGAGGAGAUAGUCGGAAUAAGGGGCAGCUGACCUCAGCCGCCGCGCACGCUCUUUACGCGCGAGAUGCCCCACAAUCUGAACUCGGCUUCCGCCAACUCCGCCAACACGGGACCGAAUCAUCAGGCUUAUCCUCACCAGCCUUAUCACCGAAAUGGAGAUGGACUUCAGCCAGAGAAAGAGCCGGUUGAAUUCGACACGUCGCAUCUACGCGGUGCACCUGCCGAAGUGGAGGCAUUGGUACACAAUAUCAAAGACGUUGCACAACAAUUUCUUUAUCACUGGAAAACGUUUCCCAUUGUCUUACCACCUCCACUUUCGACGGGUACGGAAGGCGAGGACACGCUCGCACGAAAGAAACAUCACUUGAAGGAUCUUUUCGUAGCACCGAGUUUCGAUGAAUUGGAUGCUGUUGCAGUUGAUAGCAAAGGAGAACCUCGAAGACUCACUAAUAAACAAUUAGAAAGCAUCAGAGAAAGAGGCUUGCACAAGGAUAAAUACGGAAAGCCGAAGAAGCUGAAUGCCACUCAGUUGGAGAGCAUUCGAAAAUGCGGGGAAUUUGAAGUGGAUUCAAUCAAUUUUGCUGGCCAGAUACAUCGAUGGCGAUUAAGUGCUCUUCUUCAACGUGGAAGAGAUAGAAGACGCGAAGCAUUACUCAGAGAUCUUGCCUUAGCUACUAGAUUUCUUGUAGUAACAGCAAAAGCUAGAUUAAUAUCCCAUUGCUUCAGUGUUUCGCAAUCUUUUAAAGCAUUCUUAACAGGAUUUUUACGUCUUCUCGAUAUAAUAAUAGGUGUGCCAUCUCUGCAAGCACAUAAUUUAGAUGCCAAAAUUAGAGAAGAACGUUGUCGAUAUUUAGUUGCAGAAUUAGUAUGCAGACCAGAGUAUGAAGAUUCGUUGGAACUACUUUGUGGAUUUGUAAGGAAGCAACUACGUCGAGCAACAAUGGAAAAAUUCGAGGUAGAACGAGAAUCAUCUCAGCUAUUACCUGUUCCAAUUCCUUUUGUGUUUGGUACACCUGGUGGAGCUGCCGUUGAUCUGAGAUUAUUUAGCAGAGACAUUAUCAGAAAGGCUUUACCAAUACUAGUCUCGAUUUUAGAGAGAGAAACUCGUGGCUGGUUUCUUCAUUUUAGGGAAAGACUGAUAUCAGAAUUAAGAGCACAGAAAAAGCCAGACGAGGAAAUCGAAAGAGAAGUUAAUGAAGCGGUAAUGAGAGAAUAUUUACAAAGAGUAUAUACCAACAUCUUGUCGCAUCCGGAUAUACUUGCACUCGGUGAAGGUAUUGCACAACUUCUAGUCCAACAAGCGCAAUCGGUUGUAUUGAUGCACAGAGCGAUUGAAAAUGUACAACGAAAGUUGUUGCAAACGAAGGACUCUUUAAAACGACGCAUAGAACUAGAACAUCCAGUUUUAUCACGAAUACAACCAUGGAUGCGAGAUCGUAUGAGAGAAGCCGAAGAAAAUUUUAUAGAGGAAUGCGAAUGGUGUGCACACGAGGAAGCUCUUACAUUAUGCAGUCAUCAAAAUUUACAACAAACUUGUUAUUUUCUCAACCGCGAUUUAGUUUUUAUGAAAGAGAGAGAACCAGUUUUAUUGAAAGAAUUACGCAAAGUUAAGACACCUACCAGGAGCUUCCAAUGGCCGACACAAAUAUGGCUUCCAAAAAAUUGGAUAAUAAGGCGAAAUUUUCAAGGUCAAUCUGAAAUCAUUCCAACAGUAUUAAGCAACACACCAACGUCCAUUACAACACCACGGGCAGAUCCAAGUCAACCUGUUUUCUUAGUUGAAAGAGAAAUUGUACGUACAACGACGACUAGGUGGCCAAUGUGGCGUUGGAUAAAUUACAUAGCAAGAACAUGGUGUUGGACAUGGAAUGCGAUGUUUCUCUUGGGAGUAGCAGUUCCAUGGUACAGUCCAGUAUCUAUCCGUGCUUUGUUACUUGUGCAACCAUUUACUCCUGAUUUAGAAUUAAGCCAACUCAAUGGCACAUUAUUUCCACGAAAAUCUUCACAAAUGCCUACUCUCUGUUCUCGAUUAGUAGCAUUGUGGAGGCAUAUCAGUAAAAGUCGAACUCAUUUUGAAACAGAACCUGAUACAGGAUUUAUUGGCAAGGGAAUGACGAGACAUUUAAAUAGGCUAUGGAAUUAUGGUGCCAAAGGCCUUUUAGGAACGCUUGUUAUAUUAUUUGUUUUUCCUGUCGUAUGUAUACUUGCAAGUUUUGGAUCUCUGCUUAUUGCACUCACUGCAAUCAUGUGGAUGCCUUUAAUUACCUUAACGUUACAUGCAUUCAUGGCACUUAUAAUGGAUUUGGAUAGUCCAGAACCAAGUCGCAAUCGCUAUUUAGUUGUAAUGGAAGCGUUGCUUUGGAAUAUUGGUAUACAAGGAUGUUUGCAACCAAUAGCAGCUUUAAUUGUAGCUCUCUUUGUAUGCCCUAUCAUCUCUUUUGUGAUACUUACUGUCGCUGUAAUACGUUAUUGCAUUAGAGUGGUAUGGGAUACAGCCAUGUUUCAUUUGGUAAUCAAAAAUAGAGGACGAAUUCCUGCCAGUGACAGUUUUGUUGUCAAAAGAAUAGCAGGGCCGGGAUUAGCAUCAGAUUAUUAUUAUCAAAUAAGACCGGAACAAGCAUUGGCUGCGUUUGAAGCUAAAUUAGAGCUGGAUGAAUUAUUAGCUUUUCAACAAGAGACAGAAAGAUUAAUAACUCAACCGCAGAGAGACUUUAGCCAAUUCGUAGAAGCUUGCUUCGGUCCGUUUGCAGCUGGUCUUGCAAAAAUAAAAGAUCCGUACAAGUCCCUUGAGAAAGAAGCUAGAGAUCUUAUCGCUGUCCUGCAUGAAAAAUUAGAACGACGAAGGAAAAACUUACAAACUGGACUCGGCGUGGCUGUAAGAAGCAAAAUAAAACUUACAACGUUUGAUUUGAAGGUAGUUAUACAACAAGGUGCACUAAUGUUAGAACGACUUUAUCCAUUACACGUUUUUGCUCGUUUGCCGGGAAACGAAGAAGACUUUUGGGAAACUAAAGGAUUGGGUGUUGCUGAUUGGGCAGGUUUAGCAGGACUUAUGUAUGCUGACAUUUUCAGUUUGGAUUUUCUUCAACCUCUCGAUGACUCUGAUACAAAAUUCAGAUUAGAACCACAUCCGGGUGUUGAUUUGUCACGAUACACCGAUAUGGUUCAUAGCACAGAGUUAGGUGGUAUUAACGGGCCUGAUUUAUUGGGUGCGGUGUAUGCACCACGUGGAAAUAUUCAAGUGCAUAGCCCAUAUCUGGAAGUUUCAGCAUUUAAUCCACGAGCUAAGCAAGCCAGUAAUAGCAAGAAAUCUGAUAAACGAUGCGACACCAACGGUUUAUUAACGUCUACUAAAGUCAGAAGGCGUACAGUUUCAGCGAAUGGUAGUAUCGAAGGACGAUGGCAACCAUGGAAACGACAAAUUCGACCAUACAGUGCUGAAAAAUUAGUAAUUCCACUUCCUAUUCCACAUCCGGCACAUAUAGCAAUUACCAUUCACAAUCGUGAUUCUGAAGAUCCAAUUCCAUUAGAUUCAGAGCUCUGUCAAAAUAUUUUACGAGCUAUCGAAGAAUCACCUGGUGAAAUGGCUACCGAAUGUGUAAGCCGUUAUAGAGGCGGAGGAGAUUCUAGUUUUGAUUCCGUUGCAUCACAAUCUUCUGUCUCCAUUGAGACAGGUUUGGAUAAAGACAAUGAUGAAACUCAAGAGACUGCAAAUAACGAUAAGGAGGGUGAAAAUUAUCAUUGGACUCUUUCAAAUUGGGGUGGCGGUGUAACAAGAAGAAGAAAUAAUUCUGGAUCCAUUAAAGUCGAUUUAGCUUCACCGGAAGAUGUUACUCUGGAUACGGAUACUACCAGAGUUAUGUUUAGUACAUACGGAACGACCGUGUAACGUACGUCUCUUAAUUCUACCAGGUAAUGUAUUUGCGACUUAAAAACUCUCAUUCUAUGAAAAACUAGGAGAUGUGAAUUUUAAAUUGAUCAAUUUCGCCUAAUAUUUCUAUAGAUUAUAUCGAUGAUAAUUACAAGCAAAACAAUUUGAAUGACAGAUUACUCUGCUACCGUUACUCUAGAAUUGAAUUUUAUUAUCGGUUUUCUUCGCAUAUUCUUAUUCUGACUAUGAAUAUAAUACAUAUACAUAUAUAUAUAUUAUAUAUAUAUAUAUAUAUAUAUAUAUAUAUAUAUAUAUGAUCACUUUAAAAAAUGAUUUAUGAGUAUGCACGAAUAAUAUACACGAUUAUGACAACUUCUCGAUUUAAUGCAUUGAUUAAUAAAAUGGUAAAAAUCAAAUAAAAGCAAAGUGUUAGUGACAACUUGAUGGUAAUGAUAUCUUUAAAUUAUAUAAUUAUCAAUGGUUAGCCUAUAUAAAACAAUAUAAACACCAAUCAACAAUAUAAGAAUAUCUCUGCACCGUAUUAACUUCUUCAAUUUGUUUUUCUUCAUUAAUAUUUACGUUUCUGUAUAUUUAUUUCAAGAAAUAAUUGUUGAAAAAUAAUUGAUGAAAUUAAAUGCUUAUAUGCUAUGAUGUAUUCUCUAUGCCUAAUAAUACAUUCUAAACGUAUAUAAAAAUGUAUUAUAGCAUAUUUAAUGAUUUUAUAGAAUAUCUUUAUAUAAUAUUGUAUCUUUAUCUUAUCUUCAAGUUAAAUAUUUCUAAUAGUCAGCAGAGUGGUAGAUGUUUAAACCUCAUUGCAAAGUCUGGGAUGCCAUUAUAGAUUUGUAAUAAUAACAAACACAACAUAAGUGGUGAACAGAAUAAAAAAAAAAAAAAAAAAUGUUCACACCGUUCUAAUAUGUUAAAUUGAAUUAUCAAUGAAAAUUUAACUUGAAAUUAUAUUUAGAAAGAAUGACUCUCUCGUAUUUACAUAUUGUAUAUAGAUAGACAAUUGUAUAAAUGAACUCGUUAACGUACAUAGUUCACUAUAUGUAUUUCCUUGUUAUUUACUCUAUAUUAGAAUGAAUUCUAUUAAAUAUGUGGAAGUGUGCUCUUAUGAACAUAAUAUACUUACUUUUAGUAGUUGUUCUAUUGAUUUUGACAUAGUCUCACUUUAUAAGCCAUUCCAUUAAACUUGCUUAUUCUCAAAAAAUAUAUAAGAGUAAUGAUUUUCUUAUAUAUUAUAUAUAUAUAUAUAUAUAUAUAUAUAUAUAUAUAUAUAUUUGUAUACACUAUGUACUUAUGAAUGGAAUUUUUUAAAUUCUCGACAAUAUUUCAAAUUAUUGUCGUCUUAUCGACAAAACUUAUUAUUGGUGCCUCUUUAAGUGAAUUUCUGUUUAAAAUACAUAAAAAAAAAAAAUCUACUAAACACAUUGCUAAUUAUAAUAAAAUCAACAGAGAAAUAAAAUGAGUAUUCAUUUUAAUAAUAUCUAACAUUGCAUAAGCUGUGUUUAUCGAGCUAUUGAACUCACGUUUUUAGGUAGAACAAAAAGUAUAAUAAAUCUUGGUUUAA